AUGGGUGGUAACGACACUUACGCCGGAGCCAUCCACGACGACGAAACGGGAACUUAUUCGAACGUGGCUAGCGCCCGAGGCGAUACCAACGAGUGGGCUCGACUAGCUUUCGAGACCAUGGGUGGUGCCAACGGAGCCUACGACAGCAUCUGCAUGGGUAUGACCGAUCGCGACCACCACGAAAAGGUUGCCGUCAUUCGUUUCCAAAUCUCCACCAACCAAGAAUAUGAGGGGCUCGACACAGAUGCUUGCAACGGUUACGGUUGGCGCAAGAGAUCCCCUUUACCCUCGCUCAGGCCCGAGUCGGACGGCAUCAUUUGUCAGAAAGAGUACGGUCCCUCUACCGUCUGUUGCAAUGCCGGAGGUGGAUGCAGAGUCGUCAAUGGCGAAUGCGCUGCUAACCUCGACCAGCCCGAGACGGCUUGCGACGGCAUCUGGUGCGAGCCUCAGCGUGUCUGCGCCUAA
This is a messenger RNA of Pseudozyma hubeiensis SY62, 465 nucleotides long. RefSeq lists its product as hypothetical. The record is from RefSeq and is a predicted model, not a curated record. NCBI's taxonomy places the organism in Eukaryota, Fungi, Basidiomycota, Ustilaginomycetes, Ustilaginales, Ustilaginaceae. Bases 1 to 465 code for a protein of 154 amino acids. The transcript has a single exon.